ACUCAAACUAGAAACACAUAAAAAAAAUAUUCAGUGUAUAGCUAAGUGGGAAGCAAUUUGGAAGUGUGCAGAGUUUUGAUAAAAGUAGAGUUGAUAUGACGAACGAGAACACAAAAUUUAUCAAUUCAUUGUUCUUGAAGAACUUAUUGGAAAACCAAUUUGGACAAAAAGAUGUAAAGAUCAAAACUUAUACUGCAGAACAGCCUAGUGAAAAUGGAAACGUUUACACUAGAGCAGCUAUUUCGAGAAUCUUUGUUAAAUUUUCAUCUGCUACGAAAUCAGAAGAAGUUCUAAGCUUUGUUAUGAAAAUAAAGCCAACGAAAGGUGAACUCUCAGAUGAAUUCAAAGUCAGCGGGGAUUUUAUGAAGGAAGUACAGGUUUAUAGAAACGUUUUGCCAGCCAUAAGCACAACCUUGAAGAAAAUUGGUGAAAAAAUAGAAUUUACUCCGAAUGUCAUUUCGACAUUCAAUAUACCAACUGAUGGAAUAGUCUUCGAAGAAGUCACCAAUCGUGGAUAUCACAUUCAAUUCGAGAAAACUGGAUUGAAUUUCGAACAAAGUGUGUUGGCGUUGCAGAAGCUCGCAUGCUUCCAUGCUGCGAGUGCAAUGUUGAUGGAAAAUACGUCAUUGGAUUUGGAUCGUUUCUCAAAAGGAACCUUUCACAACGAUUGGAAAAACAAAUUGGAGUAUUUUACUGAAGCUUAUCGUUUGGUGAUUGACAAUGCAAACGGGUUGGGAAUUGACAACACAAUACAACAAAAGUUGAAAGAGUUCUCAACACGUUCAAUUCCCAAAGUUAUUGAAGAUUACACCAGUGCCAUUAAAGGCUUCAAGGUUCUCAAUCACGGUGACUUUUACACGCGUAACAUUUUCUUCAAAUACAAGGGAAAUGAGCUCGUCGAUGUCUUGUUUGUUGACUUUCAAAAUGCUGUCAUAGGAACACCUUUGAUUGAUUUAUUCUACUUCUUGACAUCAUCUGUUGCUGUCAGUGUUCUCGCAACAUCACGAGAUGAAUUAGUUUAUGCUUAUCAUGAAGCUCUGUCAACCUUACUUGAAAGUUUGGGGUAUCAAGGAUACAUUCCAUCAUUAAAUGACAUUCAAGUUGAGUUUUUAAAACGAAGCAGUAUGGAAAUGUAUUUCGGAUUGACUCUUGCGCCAUAUUUAAGAUCAUUCGAGCCCAGAAUUGUCACUGCUGUUCAACCAUCACUUUACAAGGAUGAAUAUUUACAACAGUUGAAGAAAAAUGGAAAGGAAGUUUUAAUUCAAAACAAAGAUUUCAUCAUUGGACAAUUAAAGCGAUUCGAUGUUAUUGGAACACUUGACUGUGCAAGCAAUGAUGGACGUAUCGGUGGAAUUAAAAGUCGUUUCUCCGGAAAGGUUUAAUGUUAAAAGUAAAACAUUAAAAUAAACUGCCACCAUUAGUUUUAGUGGUUAAUCGACAUCCAUCAUCAUUUCUUUGUUUUAUCUAAUCAGUUCACUAAUUAAAUGUCAUGUGAAUUAUCUGAAUUACAAUUUCUAUGAGGAAAAGUAAAGAAUUUUAUCGUGCA
Clunio marinus is the source of this 1546-nucleotide messenger RNA. The record is from the annotation of a GenBank genome assembly. Lineage: Eukaryota; Metazoa; Arthropoda; Insecta; Diptera; Chironomidae.